Molecule: messenger RNA, 998 nt
Organism: Jatropha curcas
Lineage: Eukaryota; Viridiplantae; Streptophyta; Magnoliopsida; Malpighiales; Euphorbiaceae
Product: S-adenosyl-L-methionine-dependent methyltransferases superfamily protein
Source: RefSeq, a predicted model, not a curated record
UGGAGCCCAAUUUCACAGUCUCAAGCCCAAUUACAUCAAUAGGCAUGGAUCCAAGCCCAAGUCCAUCAAUUGUUCUCUUAAACCCUACGCUAAUCGGAGCUAGCAAAGCAACACUGUAACAGAAAAUGAAAUUUACAGACUCACCGACGAUUGAUCUUCCGAUACGAGACAAGAUUCUCUCUAUCCAACAAGACAAUGGCUCCAUGCAUGUCGGCACCUCCGUUUGGCCCUGCUCUCUUGUUCUCGCCAAAUUCGCCGAACGCUGGACCCCACCUAUCACCGGUUCAUCCACCACAAACCGUUAUUCCGCCCUGCUCGACUUCCACUCCAAGCCCCGCCGCGCAAUCGAGGUCGGCGUUGGCUGCGGAGCUGCUAGCAUGGCUUUUUACCUACUAGGUCUUUCUGAUAUUAUCCUCACCGACAUUGCUCCGGUCAUGCCAGCAUUGAAGCACAACCUCAAGCGGAAUAAACAAGUCCUAGGAAAGAUGUUGAAGACCUCGAUCCUCUAUUGGAACAAUCAGGAUCAAAUCAAGGCCUUGAAUCCGCCGUUUGAUAUUGUGAUUGCAGCGGAUGUAGUUUAUAUUGAGGAGUCCGUAGGGCACCUCGUAGGAGCUAUGCAAGCGCUGGUGGCGGAUGAUGGAGUCAUUUUGUUAGGGUAUCAAGUGAGGUCGCCGGAGGCGGAUAAGAAGUUUUGGGAAAUUUGUGGAGAUGUUUUUGAGAUCGAGAAGGUUCCGCAUGAGGAUUUGCAUCCAGAUUAUGCAUAUGAAGAGACUGAUGUGUAUGUAUUUCGCAAGAAGAAGACGUAGCUAUACAUAUUUUGGUAAUUCUUGUGCUUGUUUCCAUUUGUACCUUUUCCUUGUUGACGUAUUAUAGUUGGAGAAGCGAGCAUCUGAAUUUGAUGUUGUUGUGAUUCUAUAGUUGAUUACUCUUGAAACUAUAUGCGAACAUUGUAAAAAGUUUUGUUCUUGAAAAAUAAUUAUAUUUCUAUUGUUGAUCAA